Talpa occidentalis (Iberian mole) is the source of this 5215-nucleotide messenger RNA. It is a transcript of the gene GMEB1, whose product is annotated as glucocorticoid modulatory element binding protein 1. Gene Ontology annotation, molecular function: DNA-binding transcription activator activity, RNA polymerase II-specific; RNA polymerase II cis-regulatory region sequence-specific DNA binding. Gene Ontology annotation, biological process: positive regulation of transcription by RNA polymerase II. Gene Ontology annotation, cellular component: nucleus. Lineage: Eukaryota; Metazoa; Chordata; Mammalia; Eulipotyphla; Talpidae. The transcript has 10 exons. The record is from RefSeq and is a predicted model, not a curated record. Bases 3388 to 5109 code for a protein of 573 amino acids.
GAAUAGUGCUUGACAGUAAAUAAGUGUCCAACAAAUGUUGGCUGCAAUUAUUUUAAUUUGCCCUACAUUUUUAUGGUUCAAGCUUUGAAGCUAUCCAUUGAUUCAUUUAUUCUAGGAUUUAUUGGUGAUUAUAUGCUUCGUCAUGUCCCUUUUUGACUUUUUCUACCUCAGGAGUCCUGCUUGUUUUGGUUUUCAGAGGUCCUAAUUUGUUCUGUUUUUUUUUUUUCUUUCUAGUUUUAAACCUUUAAUUUACAGAAGUCCGUAUUAUGUACUAUGAUUGCUUGCAAUUACUUUUCCCUUCUAGUGAGUGCCAAUGCUAGGCAUCUCUUUCCCUUUAGUAGUUCCUUACAAGCAGACACUGUCCCUAUUUAUUUCCAAGGAACCUAACUUUGUGUCCAACUUUGUGUGGAGUAGAGACUAGUAAAUAUUUGUUGAACUGAUUAUAAUUAUGGACCAUAAAGCAAGGCAGCUGAGCAUAGCUGCCCAAUCAAAUUUAUAUCCCCUAAAUUAGAAAAGUAUAAACUUCUAGAAGUCUUUUAGGGCAGGGUGAGUCACUCAUUGCAUAAAAGUUGGUUACAUACCUGCUAUAUACCAGCUUUCCUGAGAAAAUUUUAGGUAGCAGUUUUGUAGAUAGAAGUCUGAUAUCUGAAAACUCUAUUACACUCCCACGUCCCGGAUGCUAAUCUGACACGGGAAAGCUGUUGAAAGAGAAAAGCAAUCCUUGUUCUCCCAGGAUGUAGCCUGGUGGGAAUAGAUUGAAAGUGGGAUGAUGGUCUGACCGGGGUGCUGCAGGUAUGAAGGAGCAAGAACACAAAGCUCAAAACCCAUCAAGGAAGUCACAAAAGGAAGUGAUGUUUUUAUUAAGUCACACAACUUUACCACUGACUAGUCAAAGAAGAAGGAAAAGAAUUCCAGGUAGAAGAAACCAUUCUGAAAGGCCAGGUGAGGAAAAUGGCAUGUUUGAGAAAUGGGAAUAAAUCAGUGACAGGAGCCCACAGUGUGAAAUGAGAUUAAUAGGGUGGGUGAGGUACAGAUUUGGAAAAUUUUGUAAGCCCUGGAAAGGGUUUACAUGUUGUAAAGAGAACAUGUUGUAAAGAGAAUCUACUGAGGAUUUUUAAGUGGGGAAAUGGCCUUUAAUAAGACACUUUGCUCUGUAGAGAAGGGAUUGGAGAGCAGGACCAGAGAUUAGGCUACUGAUGAGAAACAGCUGGGAAAAUCUAGGUGGUGGCAUGUGUGGCUCAGAAUAUGGUGGUGGUAGUACAGAUGGAGACUGGGGUGGGGGAUGUUUUCAAGAGAUAUAUAACUGGUCAGAUGGAUAGGAUUUGGUGUUGAUUGGAUUUAGAAAGAGAAGAGAGCAGUCAAAAAUAUCUUCCAAGUGUCUGAGUUGAGAAAAUAGGAAGGUACCAUUUACCUAAGUAGGAAGUAGGAAUAGGUUUGAAAGGGAUCAUAAGCUCAGUCUAAGGUGCCCACAACAUAUUUUAAGAGAUUUUUGGAUAUAGAAAGUGUAAAGUUCAGGAAAGAAGUUUGAAUUUGAGAAUCAAAAAACAUAAGUUAGACAUGAAUUUUAACUAGGUCAAAUAUAAGCAAACCAGUUGAACCAAUACUUGUCAGUGCCCAUGGUGAGCAGGACUGUGGGAGAUAAAAAGUUUUUUAGGUAAUUAGCACCUAACGUGAUGGAGAUAGGUAUCUAUUUAGUUAACUGCAGAACAGUGCAAUAAACACUGGAGCGCUGCAAACCAAGUACUGGGCAACCACAGAAAAGAAAAUGAUUUGUGAGUGGCUCCCUGGAGGAGUGGGCUUUGAACUGGGCCUUAACAUGAGAAGAUGGGCCUUCCUGGUGGCUUGGGAGUUAAGUCUCAGCGCUAUCACCGCUAUGGCCUGAGUUCUAUCCCAGCCAGGGAGCUAACUCACGUGACAAAGCAGGGUGCUCCUGUCUCGCAGCUGCUCCCCUUGGCAGUGUAUUUCAGUAAAUCUGCCUGAUCUGCUCCCCGCUCUGCCUCUUAUGAAUCCUCUCACCCUCCCUACCCCCACCCACCACCUUUGGCUUACACCCUGGUUCUUCUAUGCAAGAAAAAAAAGAAACGAGAAGAUGAAAGAGAAGGGCAUUUGGGGCUUAGGGUAUAACAAAGGUACAGUACCUGAAAGUACAUAUAUGUUCAGAGUACUGUGGGUUGUUGAUGUGGCUGGAGUGUGGCUUAUAUCGCACAAUCUAGUUAUGCUUUAAGGUAUUAUAGUUGCAGAUAAGUAUUUUGGUGUCAAAUGAAGGAGACAUUCAGUGCUAUGUAUGUUAUAGGCAAACAACUGCUGUGGCAGAGCUGAGAUGUGGAUUUGGUGGUCUGACAUCAGUUACAUUUUCAAACAUGCAUCCUUGCAUGUCUUCUCUGUUCAGCAUAGUCUAGUCAUAGGUCUAAGUAAAUAUAGUGUUCUUACCUAUACUUUUUUUUUCCAAGAUUUAUUUUAUUUAUUUUUGCAUAGAAGAACUGGGAUGUAGGCCAAAGGUGCAGGGGGUGAGAGGAUUCACCAGAGACAGAGUGAGGAGCAGAACAGGCAGAUCUACUGAAAUACACUGCUAAGGGGAGUAGCAGGUGAGACAGGAGAGGUCUGCUGUGCCAUGUGGGUCAGCUCCCUGGCCUGGGAUCGAACUUGUGCUGCGAUGGCUGCUGAUAGCUUCACAGUCCUGAGACUUAACCCCUUGCGCCACCAUGGAGGCCCACCUAUAUACUCUCUUAAGUGGCUCUCCUUUUCAGCUGUGAAGACUAAUAGCAGCAGAAUAUCCUGGGGCCCCCUGGGUUUUCAUUAAAUUUGGACAAUGCUUUAGUGGCUUUAGAGUCUGGGAGCAUGUGGUGCUAGAUACUGGUUUCCCUAAUAGCUCUGCAAGGAGAUGUCAGGCGAGAUCAUCUUUUCCAUUCAACCUGCGGGAUAGAGUUACUAGGACAUUCCUAGAGGUCACAUAAUUGGAUUUAUUAAACUGCACAGUGAAAGUGACCUUUCUCUUCCUGCACAGUUUAGUCCUGUUAACCAGGAGAUACUUAUUAAGUACUCAGAAAGGACAGAGCAGUGGGUGCGGUAUAAUGACUGGUCACAAAGCAAAUAGACUUGACUCCUACUUUCUAGGCGCUUACUAUUUGGAAUGGAGUGAGUGAUGUGCUAUAAACCAGCUCUUCUAGAAAAAAAAAAAUACCCCGACUUGUGGUGCUUGUCAAUACUCUCGCCGUCACUCAUUUCAAGCUAUGAAUUUGAUGUCACUAAACUUGGAGUUGGGAAGAGAUGUGCACAGUGGGUUCUUGGGAGCUGGUAGAGCUGGCUCCAGCACACCAUGGGAUGAAUCAUACAUACUGAGAAAGCCUACAAUAGCAACAGCCCCAGCUAUCUGACUUCAUGUGAAAGAUGGCUAAUGCGGAAGUGAGUGUCCCAGUGGGGGAUGUGGUUGUGGUACCCACUGAAGGAAAUGAAGGGGAGAACCCUGAAGACACUAAAACCCAAGUGAUCUUGCAGUUACAGCCUGUGCAACAAGGUUUGUUUUUCGAUGGACACUUUUACAACAGGAUUUAUGAAGCUGGGUCGGAGAACAACACAGCAGUUGUGGCAGUAGAAACUCACACGAUACACAAAAUUGAAGAAGGGAUUGAUGCAAGCACUAUAGAAGCAAAUGAGGAUAUGGAAAUUGCUUACCCCAUAACUUGUGGGGAAAGCAAAGCCAUUCUCCUCUGGAAGAAGUUUGUGUGUCCAGGAAUUAAUGUAAAAUGUGUUAAGUUCAAUGAUCAAUUGAUUAGCCCCAAGCAUUUUGUUCAUCUGGCUGGCAAGUCCACCCUAAAGGACUGGAAGAGAGCCAUUCGUCUGGGUGGAAUUAUGCUCAGAAAAAUGAUGGACUCCGGACAGAUUGAUUUCUACCAGCAUGACAAGGUUUGCUCUAAUACCUGCAGAAGCACCAAAUUUGAUCUUCUGAUCAGCAGUGCAAGAGCACCAGUGCCGGGACAACAGACAAGUGUGGUGCAGACACCCACUUCGGCUGAUGGUAGCAUCACACAGAUUGCCAUCUCUGAAGAGAGCAUGGAAGAGGCAGGGCUGGAAUGGAACUCAGCUCUCACUGCUGCUGUCACCAUGGCCACAGAGGAGGGUGUAAAGAAAGACUCAGAGGAAAUUUCAGAGGACACGUUGAUGUUCUGGAAGGGAAUAGCUGAUGUAGGACUGAUGGAAGAGGUUGUCUGCAAUAUACAGAAGGAAAUAGAGGAGCUGCUCAGGGGGGUUCAGCAGCGGCUCAUUCAGGCUCCCUUCCAGGUCACAGAUGCCGCUGUUCUCAACAAUGUAGCACAUACAUUUGGCCUAAUGGACACAAUCAAGAAGGUUUUGGACAACAGAAGGAGCCAAGUAGAGCAGGGAGAAGAGCAAUUUCUCUAUACUCUAACAGAUUUAGAACGCCAGUUAGAAGAGCAGAAGAAGCAAGCUCAGGAUCACAGGCUGAAAUCACAGACAGUUCAAAAUGUGGUACUGAUGCCUGUGAGCACUCCUAAACCUCCAAAGAGGCCCCGGCUCCAGCGGCCAGCCUCCACCACCGUCCUGAGUCCUUCUCCUCCUGUCCAGCAGCCUCAGUUCACGGUCAUCUCACCCAUCACCAUCACCCCGGUGGGUCAAUCAUUUUCCAUGGGCAAUAUUCCAGUGGCCACCCUCAGCCAGGGCUCCAGUCCUGUGACUGUCCACACACUGCCUUCUGGGCCUCAGCUCUUCCGCUAUGCCACAGUGGUCUCCUCUGCCAAGAGCAGUUCACCAGACACAGUGACCAUUCACCCUUCGUCUAGCCUGGCCCUGCUAAGCUCCCCUGCUGUGCCGGAUGGGAGUACCCUGGGCAACAUGACCACCAUGGUAAGCCCUAUGGAGUUGGUGACCAUGGAGUCUGGCCUGACCUCAGCAAUCCAGGCUGUUGAAAGCACCUCAGAGGACGGGCAGACCAUCAUUGAGAUUGAUCCAGCCCCAGACCCAGAGGCUGAGGAUACUGAGGGCAAAGCCGUCAUUUUGGAGACAGAGCUGAGGACUGAGGAGAAAGUGGUGGCUGAGAUGGAAGAACACCAGCAUCAAGUCCACAAUGUGGAGAUUGUGGUCUUAGAGGAUUAACUGGGGAUCUUGGGGCCAGGAGAUAUGUUUUGGUUUGGAAUUUUAAUUAUUUGUUUAUUUUUAUCAUUGUCCUGCUCAUUUCCAUAUAGGGUCCCCCCCCUUUUUU